This is a messenger RNA of Coregonus clupeaformis (lake whitefish), 2425 nucleotides long. Its product is annotated as soluble guanylate cyclase 88E-like. The coding region runs from base 26 to 1480 and encodes 484 amino acids. Lineage: Eukaryota; Metazoa; Chordata; Actinopteri; Salmoniformes; Salmonidae. The transcript has 9 exons. Gene Ontology annotation, molecular function: oxygen sensor activity; guanylate cyclase activity. Gene Ontology annotation, cellular component: guanylate cyclase complex, soluble. The record is from RefSeq and is a predicted model, not a curated record. Gene Ontology annotation, biological process: cGMP biosynthetic process; response to oxygen levels; nitric oxide-cGMP-mediated signaling.
AUAUUUCCAAGUUCUAUGGCUGUGGAUGACCCCACCCUGCUCUUCGUCAUCCCCAGGGAAGUGCAGUGAAACCAUCUUCGAGGAUAUGAGGGAACCUCCCAAGAAGCCCCUCCACCUGAAGGGUCAGAUGAAGUACGUCCCCCAGUGGGACUCGCUCAUCUUCCUCAGUACGCCCAUUAUUGAGACAGUGGAGGACAUGAUUAAAAUGGGCGUCUAUGUGAACGAUCUGAACCUACACGACUCCAGCCGAGAGCUCAUCUUAGCCGGAACACAGCAGUCGGCUGAACUUCAGCUGGCUCUUGACCAGGAGCAGCAGAAGUACGCCCAGCUCCAGGAGAUCAUCAAGAAGCUGGACGAGGAGAAGAAGAGAGGAGACUCCCUCCUCUACGCCAUGAUCCCCAAAGCUGUGGCUGACCGGCUCAGGAAGGGUAUCACAGCCCUGGAGACAUGCCAGGUGUUCCCGGACGUGACCAUCCUAUUCAGCGACGUGGUGAAGUUCAACGAGAUCUGCAUCCACAUCACGCCCAUGCAGGUGGUGGACAUGCUCAACGAAAUCUACAUAGUCUUCGACACGCUCAGCGAGAAGCACAACGUCUACAAGGUGGAGACCAUCCGAGAUGCCUACAUGGUGGUGGCAGGUGUGCCCAAUAAGACAACCUUCCAUGCCCACCACAUAUGUGACAUGGCCCUGGACAUGCUGAGCUCCAUCGACCACCUCAAAGACCCCUCCACUGGAGACAACAUCCAGAUCAGAGUCGGGAUCCACUCAGGGAUGGUGGUGGCUGGGGUGGUGGGGCUGAAGAUGCCUCGCUACUGUCUGUUUGGAGACACCGUCAACACUGCCUCCCGCAUGGAGAGCAAUGGGGUGGGCAUGCAGAUCCACAUAAGCCAGACCACUAAAGAUCACUUGGAACAUGAGCCAUACAUAAUUGAGGAGAGGGGAAAGAUCUUUGUGAAGGGUAAAGGCUACAUGAAGACAUAUUGGCUGAAGGGGAAGAAGGACCUGUCGUUUAAGACUCCAGCAGAGCUCCGCUACAGCAGUGAACAGAAGGACUCAGAGGACAGGAGCUCCAAUGGCUCCACCUGCACCAACACCAAGCGCUCCACCUCCAACCUGAAUAUUCCCAAUGAGGAGCAGGCAGAGGGCAAGCCCACCCCCACAGAGCUGCCUGCAGAGCCCUUACCUUCACUAGAGGGUGCCCCCGAGGACCUCACAGACCCCACGGAGCCCCAGGAGAAGAAAGUCAAAAAGAACACUAAGAACAACAACAAAGGGGGCGUGGCCAAGCCCGAGGCUCCUCCCCAGCAGGUCAAUGCGGUGCAGGAGAGUGCAGUGCCUCCUGCUGCUGCCCAGGAGACCCCCACGGCCCCCCUGUCCACCGCCGCCCCAGUGCUUAACAACAAGAGGAACAGCUUCAGGCAGCACACCAAGCUGCCCACCCACCUUCCCAUGCGCAGCACCUCCUGCUGCCUACUGUGAGAGGAGUGGCUAAAGUGAUGUGACUGGCCUGCAUCUUAUUGACAGUCCUGUGAAGGCAAACCCUGAAACUAACCCUAACCUUGAACCUUAACUUAACCAAUUAGAAAAUUCAACAUGGUUUCGCUGGUCAGUCACGUCCCUAUAGUUUUUCCCCUACUGUGAAAGGGACCAGGCUAGAGGUCAAGACCUCUCAUCUCAGAUCAUGGGCCAGCCUUCAUGUUCGAUAUAUUGUGUGACGCCCUGGUGUUUAUCCUGUGUUUUUCCUUAGGCAGGACCUGAGGGUCCCCACAUCAACAUUCAGGGAUGCCCACACCUAAUGGAAUGUAUUAGUCCAUUUAUUCAGGGUGGAGUAACAGAGGUAGACAGGGGGGACCACUCCACCUAAGUAUUAAUGGAGGAAACAUUGAUGCCCCUAAAAUUAAAUAAAUGUGACAUUACUGAAAAGGGAAAAAACUUUUAUCUUCCAACAAAUAUGUACAGAUACUCAUGUCUUGAUGACAUGUUAAACACUGGGCCUCUUUUGGUAAUACAAGGACCUGGCUAAUGUCAUGGAUUUGUGCGUGUUGUUGAAAGGAAACAGGUCAAUAAAUGUACAGUUCAUGUACCAUUUAUCAAGUUAUUACUGUCGGUGAAAACACCUUUUAAAAUUACAGCAUCACAAUGGAUUGGUAUACAGAGUAAGAUGAGAUGUCAAGAGGUGGUUGUAUUUUAUUUGCAUUAACUAGUUCUCAGAGAAGACUGACCCAAGUUACAUUUCUGAUACUGUAUUUAAUGAUGGAAUAAUAUGACUUUAAUCAUUUAUAUAAUAGUGCUUUUCCUAAUGCUGUAAGUGCUUAACUUUUCUGUUUUGUAUUUGUAAUUUGUUGCACGUUUACUGUACGUUAGCAUUUCUUUGUCCAUAAAAACUGUACAGACAAACAUGUUACGUGUUCAUUUCCUUGUUGA